This is a messenger RNA of Ostreococcus tauri, 1353 nucleotides long. Its product is annotated as unnamed product. The coding region runs from base 1 to 1353 and encodes 450 amino acids. NCBI's taxonomy places the organism in Eukaryota, Viridiplantae, Chlorophyta, Mamiellophyceae, Mamiellales, Bathycoccaceae. The record is from RefSeq and is a predicted model, not a curated record. The transcript has a single exon.
AUGAAGCCUGCGCAGGCGUCUCGGAAGCUCCCCAAGCGCAAAGCGAAACAGGAAGGUCUCAAGAAGAUGAGCGAACAGCUAAACGGUGACGUAGAAGAUUUCGAGCUCGCUGAAGAAGCCGAGCCGUCGCCAUCACCGCCGCCGCUGCGCGUUGCUCCUCCCGCGCGUAAGCUCAAGUUCACGCCGAAAGCUGUAAGUCCAUCGAUCGACUCUGAGGAGGAAACAGAAGCUGAUGACGACAAUCUGGACCAAGACUGGACGUAUGACGACAUUCCUGCCCUUAUGAAAAUGAUCAGAGCGAAGGGGACAUCGAAAAAGCAGCGAGAAGAGUUGCAGCGCGUCGUCGUCAGCUUGAAAAGCGCCGUUCCGCCGGGGAAGUCCUUGUUCAAGACUCCGGCGGCGACGCUCGUGGUGCCGAAGACUGGACCGCGACCGGGCAUACUUAAGUCUCCCGAUGCCAAGCGGCUCAAGACUGGUUAUUACGACACCGCGCCGGAUUGGAAGAACAGAUUUGCGCCGAGUCGAGAGGUGAAAAAGGCCGUCACCACGACGGCAACGACCGACCUCAACUUUGAUGAUGACGACGACGACAGCGGUGGUGGUGCAUUAACCCCGCUCUCGAACUUUCUCGACAUGUCCGAUGACGUCUCACCGCUCUUGAGCGAGCAAAAAGCGAAGAAGAAGUCCGAAAAGCCUAGGGCCGUCUCGGGUGUUGGCAACCUUGCCGCCAUGGGUGACGACAUGGCUGGCUUUCAGCAGAUGAUGCACUCGUUGGCCGAGAGAAACCGUCGAAUUGCGCGCGAGCGCAUCGAAUCACUCGUGAAUGAAUUUAAGCUCGAGUCCGAGGCCGCCGCUCGCAAGCUCACGCAGCAAAUCGAGCAGGAUUACGACUCGUUUGCGCGCGCCGCCUCGCGCCAAGCCGACGAGCGCGCGCGCGAGGCCAAAGCCGUCGCCUCCAAGGUCACCGCCCUCACCGCCGACUUCAAAUCCGCCCUCCGAGCGUGCUACGAAGAAUUCAACGCCAAUAAGCGCGCCGCCGUCGCCGACGCCACUCGCGUCGCCGACGAGCUCGCCUCGCUCGACGCCAAGCGCUCCGCCGACGUCGCCAAGUUUGCCGCCAAGUCCGACGCCAAGCGCGCGCGCGGUCGUCGCCGACAUCGCCACCGCCGCGAGAGGCGCGAUGAAGAACGACAGCGGUCAAGUCCAUGCUCCUCGAGCUCGCUCGCGAGCUCUGAUCGUCCACACGCACCGCGCGCGCGACCGCGUUCGCCCGCGCGCUUGAAACGCAAAAAUCUGAUCUGCAUCUCCCUCUUAUCGUCGACGUCAUCCGAGGUUUCGAGCAUACUUUUCUGA